AUGACAGAUAAAGAGAGAGAGACAGAAUUGAGAGAAGAGAAUGCAGAGGAGAGAGAGGCAGUGAGGAACGAUGAAGGGGUUGUGCUUGUUGGGGAUGAAAGAGGUGAAAUCGAAAGUGCUGACACCAUGGUUGAAACAGAGAAGAAAGACUUAGAAGGAGGUUAUGAGACAGAGGACGAGGAAGACAUGAAAUCUGGAAAACGAGAAAAGAUGGAUGAAGCUGAGGAUACUCUUGGUCGAUUUGAGUAUGAGAUCGAGGAAUCAGUAGCUGAUUUUGAGGAUGAGAUUCCAACGGAGAGAAACGAGAUUCCAGAGAGCUCAGAUGACUCCUCCGAGGAUGAGAUUGAUAAAUGGUUGCUGAAGACGAAGUACAAGUAUCAUAGCUGCACUCCGAAUGGAAAAUGCAAGCUGUUGAAAAGUCCGGUGAUUGCAAGACUAUUUUUGGAUAAGCUGAGACAGAAAGCAGAUUUGAUGCCUGAGGAGAUUCAACAGAUUAUAAAGGAGAAGUGGAAAAUAGUCAGUACACGGAAUCAGUGCCAAAGAGGCAGACUUUUAGCUCUGAAAUGGCUUGAGAAAGAGUAUGAGGAGCAAUUUGCUCAUCUUCGAGGAUACACACAUGAGAUCAUGGUGACAAAUCAGGGUUCCACAGCCAUUGUAGACACAUACAAAAACAAAGCAGGGGAAGAUGUUUUCAAAGGUUUUUAUGUGUGCUUUGGGGUUCUUCGGGACACUUGGAGAGGAUAUUGUAGGCCAAUUAUCAGACUUGAUGGUACUUUCUUGAAGAGAGCUGUGAAAGGGGUGUUGCUAACUGCUGUUGGACAUGAUGCUAACAAUCAAAUCUACCCGAUUGCUUGGGCCGUUGUUCAGUCUGAGACAACUGAUAGUUGGCUAUGGUUUAUUAAAAAAAUAAAAGAUGAUUUAGUUCUGCAAGAUGGGAAUAGGUUUGUCAUCAUUUCAGAUAGAUCAAAGGACUGA
Messenger RNA from Raphanus sativus (radish), 975 nucleotides. RefSeq lists its product as uncharacterized. The record is from RefSeq and is a predicted model, not a curated record. Bases 1 to 975 code for a protein of 324 amino acids. NCBI's taxonomy places the organism in Eukaryota, Viridiplantae, Streptophyta, Magnoliopsida, Brassicales, Brassicaceae. The transcript has 3 exons.